CAGAAGCGGAAGAGACGUGGCACAUAAACAGAGAGAGGAGGGAGCAGCUAGCAGCUAGCAGAGAGUCAGUUCACUGAUGACAGCUCCUGGAGCCGCCUCUCAUGGGAACUUGACAAGGGAGCUUAAAUGACAGUCGUACAUGACCUGAAACGAACGGGGCUUGAUUAGAGUCUGUGUGACAGCGCAGGUGGCUAUGGGUCUCUGCAAGUGUCCGAAGAGAAAGGUGACCAAUCUGUUCUGCUUUGAGCAUCGUGUAAAUGUGUGCGAGCAUUGCCUCGUCUCCAACCACAACAAGUGUAUCGUGCAGUCAUAUUUGCAAUGGCUUCAGGACAGCGAUUACAACCCCAACUGUACUCUGUGUAAUACUCCACUGACUGCUCAAGACACGGUCAGACUGGUCUGCUAUGAUGUGUUUCACUGGUCUUGUCUUAAUAACUUGGCAUCUCGGCUGCCUCUCCAUACGGCUCCAGCGGGAUACCAGUGUCCCGCCUGUCAGGGUCCAGUGUUUCCCCCUUCCAACCUGGCCAGCCCAAUUGCGGAUGUGCUGAAAGAACAGCUUUCAUCUGUUAACUGGGCUCGAGCUGGUUUGGGCUUGCCACUGAUUGAAGAGCCCGUUGGGGUCCUUGAGGAGACCGCAGCCAAUGAUGUCACUGAUUAUACUGACUGGUCGACAUUUGAUACACAAGAACAAAGUAACAUUUACCCCAGCCACUCUUUCAACACCACCAGCCUCAGCCCACCAUCAAAUUCUGUCUCAGCUCCACCACAGGAAGACCUUGCAGCUCCACGUAAAAAUGGGGAUCCAAAUAUGCAGGAGCACGCUGUGGUCAACUUAAGUACUGCUCCCACCUGUGACACAAUUACAAUACACACAGCAUCGUCACCAAGAAAGAUCUACGACACACGGGAUAUCGGUCACAGCUCUGUCACACAGAUUGAUUUUGACGACGACAAGUACCGGCGACGACCGGCAUUGAGUUGGUUUGCUCAAAUUCUCAAGAAUCGCACAGGUGGAAAGCGCACGUCUUUCUCCUGGAAACAGCGGGUCUUCAUGCUUCUUCUGGUUGGAGUUCUGGGAUUCUUUACAUUGAUAAUCAUCAUGGCUAAACUUGGACGUGCCUCCGCUGGUUCAGACCCAAAUUUAGAUCCUCUUCUUAACCCCAACAUCCGUGUGGGAAAAAACUGAUUACAAGCAUCAGUUAAUUCUUUUCCCUCUGUGUUACACAACAAAAGCCUGUGUAGCCCGAGCUGAAAUGGGACUUUCCACUACAUGGUUAGCCCAACAGAGGGAGCCGUUUACCCAACUUGAAUGGAAAAGUUAGAGACACUGCAGCUCUUUAUGAUGGAAACAAUCUCUGGCUCCAUUCAUUUACAUCAGGCUUGCCAGGGCACUUCACAGACCAUUAAAAAAAUCCAAACUCCAAAGGUGACCAAGGCCCGGUGCAUAUACUGUAGACAAAGGAUCCAGUAAUUGUUACUUUGAAAAGCUAAUGAUGAAAAGCGGUAGUAUUUAUAUUUACAAUUCCAGCUAACAUUUAUCAGUGAUCUUUAUAAGUGGAUUUUUUUUAAGUUCAGUAGAAACUAAAUAAACACUGUCGAUGUUGAAAGAACAUCUUUUGCUGGCAGGAAGGUCAGAAUGUAUAUAAUCAACAAUGAAACGUUCAUUAACUUCUACACCUUCAUAAACUGACUCCACUUGCUGGUUUGAUUUGAGCGGCCUUGUGUGUUUCUCCUUUAGAGAAGAUGUGGCCAGAACUGGAAUCAAAUAUACCCCACACUUAAUUAAUACAUAACUAUUUAUGGGUGUCUGCAUUACUUCUGAAAUUGAGUGCAUUGCUUUUAGAUUUGCCAUACAUACUGUAUGUACAUUUUCCUGAUGUUUUUUUUUGACUGUCAAUUAAAUGGGAAUACUACAGAAUUUCAGUAUUAUAAUGUUUUUUUUAAAGUCCAUUAAACAUGACCAUUAUCUGCUUGUGCAAAGGCUAACUCAAGAGUGAGGAAUUUCUGAAAUGUCAGUUGUAUGUAGCUUCAGUGAGAAUGAAUAAUGUUUUAAAACAUUAUACAAAUAUAUAUUGCACAUUUGAGUGCUGUUACUCAAACAAACAAGUUGUUUUUCCACUGCCCAGCUGCUAGCUGUAAGCAGCAUAUUUAUGCUUCCACAGACCAGUGGUAAUAUCAGUCAGCAAGAUCCCACACAAUAGAUGCAGUGUGUCCACUACAUUGUAAAUUGUCACACUCCUUUUCAAAGCAAUAUUUGCACUAAAGUCACAACAUUUAUUAAUAUUUACUUCAGAAAUACCGAGCACUGGAGCACUGGCAGCAAGAAACCACUUACUCUCUUUUACAGUUUAUAACUGCAGCAUGACACUACUUACAGUAUAUGUCUGUCUCUCUAAUAAAAAAAAAGUUUUCUUUCAAA
Morone saxatilis (striped sea-bass) is the source of this 2419-nucleotide messenger RNA. It is a transcript of the gene zfpl1, whose product is annotated as zinc finger protein-like 1. NCBI's taxonomy places the organism in Eukaryota, Metazoa, Chordata, Actinopteri, Moronidae. The record is from RefSeq and is a predicted model, not a curated record. Gene Ontology annotation, cellular component: Golgi apparatus. The transcript is spliced from 8 exons. Bases 194 to 1186 code for a protein of 330 amino acids.